AUGGCACCGUCUACGAAAGCUCCCAACUUGGGGCAGAUUAUCGAGUAUCUCCCGGACCGCCUUUAUCUCGCCUCUUAUUUGAGCCCGCCCGAUGCCGACACCCUCUUCCCGUUUGGCAACACGGCCAAGACGAGCAGGAGACACAGGUCUGGACGCGAGCCGUUCUACUUCACCGUCGAUGACUCUCUCCUCUACAAUGCCUUUCACCACGACUUUGGCCCGCUGCACGUCGGUCAUCUGUACCGCUUUGCCCUGCACUUCCACGAGAUUCUUGCAGCAACAGAAAACCAGCAGCGGCCAGUCGUCUUUUGGAGCAAAGCAGAUCCCCGAAGCCGGGCCAAUGCAUCUUGUCUGCUGGCGUGCUACAUGGUACUGAUUCAGUCAUGGCCGCCCCAUCUGGCUCUGGCCCCGAUUGCUCAGGUCGACCCGCCAUUGAUGCCGUUCCGCGACGCCGGUUACAGCCAGGCCGACUACGGCAUCACAGUGCAGGACAUUGUCUACGGUGUCUGGAAGGCCAAAGAGGAGGGCUGCUGUGUCCUCGACAGCUUUGACCUGGCCGAGUACGAGACGUUUGAACGCGUGGAGCACGGCGACUUCAAUUGGAUCACGCCGAACUUCCUGGCCUUUGCGUCGCCGCAGCACGACCCUGUGACCCGGAUCACGGAGACGUCGGAGCCUGAGCUGUACGAGUCGCUUCCGCGGACGCUGGAUGCUGUGGAUGCACACCCGACGCUGCCGCAGCCCUUCAAGAACGUGCUCCGGCAUUUCUCGGAGCGCAACGUUGGGCUUGUGGUCCGGCUCAACUCGGCGCUGUACUCGCCGUCGUACUUUGAGGCUCUGGGCAUCCAGCACCUCGACAUGAUCUUUGACGACGGCACCUGUCCGCCCAUGUCGACGGUCCGCAAGUUUGUCCGGCUGGCACACGAGAUGAUCAACGUGCGCAAGAAGAACAUUGCCGUGCACUGCAAGGCCGGACUGGGUCGGACAGGCUGUUUGAUCGGUGCCUACCUGAUCUACCGCCACGGCUUCACUGCGAACGAGAUCAUCUCCUAUAUGCGCUUCAUGCGUCCGGGUAUGGUCGUGGGCCCGCAGCAGCACUGGCUGCACCUGAACCAGGGCAUCUUCCGCGAGUGGUGGGUCGAGGAGCGGGUCGAGCGCAAGCUGCGCCGGGAAUAUGCCGCUGCAGCUGCGGCCGCGUCUGCUGGCGCUGGAGGCAACCUGCCGAGCACGCCGAUUCGCGCGAUGCAGAAGGCCAAUCUAGGCCGGUCAGCCCAGCAUCAUAAUCAGCAUCCGCAGCCGGCAUCGACGCCGCCGAACCGCAGCGUCUCAGGCCGCUCACCACUCAGCGAGAUGGACCAAGAACGCACGAAUGCCGCGCAGGAAGACUAUCUUCCAGCUCCGACUCCGGGACAGCCUCGCAAGGCAGUUCGGUCUGACCGGCACCACCCGUACUCGCGCAAGGCCAACUUCACAUCCACGGUAGAGGAGGCGACGGAGACGGUGGUGCACGAGGACGAGGAGGCCGAGCUGUAUGUGGUCGAGCAGGAGAAGAAGGGCAAGGACGGCCAUCGGUCCAGUGGUGACAGCCGCAGUGCCGAUUCGGAAGAGGAGGUGUAUCUGCGGAUGCGCGCACACCGAAAGACGACAACGACGACCACGACGACGGUAUCGUCGCCAGAUGCUGCUGCACGACAUCGCAAGGCACGAUCGGCCAGCCACAGCACGGCGGCGAUACUGGCGGCAGCCCUGGAAAAUGACGCGUCAAAUGACGCCGAGAACAUCGGUUCGGCCAUACAGCGAGUCAAGUCGAUCCACAACCACGAGGGCCAGCGCUCUAGCUCAGCGUCGGUCGUGAUGGCCAAGGUGCGCAGCUCGGAGCGGACGGCCAGCGCGUCGGCAAAGAAGAUGGCCAGUGCACAACCUGUGGGAAUACGCAAGACCAGCGGUCGCGUGGGCAGUGCCGGCAACAUGCCGUCAGUGGCGGCCAUGGCGUCAGCGCAGCGCAAGAUCUCAGGCAUGCAGUAG
Grosmannia clavigera kw1407 is the source of this 2025-nucleotide messenger RNA. Its product is annotated as protein-tyrosine phosphatase. Lineage: Eukaryota; Fungi; Ascomycota; Sordariomycetes; Ophiostomatales; Ophiostomataceae. The transcript is spliced from 3 exons. Gene Ontology annotation, cellular component: nucleolus; mitotic spindle; mitotic spindle pole body. The coding region runs from base 1 to 2025 and encodes 674 amino acids. Gene Ontology annotation, biological process: protein dephosphorylation; regulation of exit from mitosis; positive regulation of cytokinesis. Gene Ontology annotation, molecular function: protein serine/threonine phosphatase activity; protein tyrosine/serine/threonine phosphatase activity. The record is from RefSeq and is a predicted model, not a curated record.